Folsomia candida is the source of this 2554-nucleotide messenger RNA. RefSeq lists its product as uncharacterized. NCBI's taxonomy places the organism in Eukaryota, Metazoa, Arthropoda, Collembola, Entomobryomorpha, Isotomidae. The transcript has 9 exons. The coding region runs from base 335 to 2320 and encodes 661 amino acids. The record is from RefSeq and is a predicted model, not a curated record.
CGUUCAAGUCAAGUUGAGACUUGUUCGGAUCCAGCUUAUAGUAAUAUGUGAUGGGUGGAGCAGCCGCCGAACUGUCGUUCACCCAACUACUAACAAGUGUCUCAUUUGAUGAGUGGCCUUCAAGCAGAGACGACCUCUGAACUCUUUCUUCUCCAGAAUUCAGAAUUUAACAAAUUUGCAUUCUUUUCCGUCGGUGCAACUUCAUUUCAUCAAGUUAGCGAAGUUACCGAAGUUGGUGUGAAACGGUUGGCUUUAAGUGGUUGGUUUUACGGUGAUCCUGCUCCAAGGCCCAAAAUUGAGUUUCCCAAGGAUCAUUAUUUAUCAUUGUUUAACAAUGGACAAUUCACCAGUGGUAGUGGAUUUGGUGUCAUCUGAGGAGGAGGACGAUGACUUAGUGAUGCGGCCAGUAUUACUAGGAAAACGUUCUCAUGUAAUCAGCAGCAGCAGUAACUCGGAAGAGGAGAGAGAUGAAGUUGAAACUGGAGCUAAACGGCUUUCAAGACCGGCUCGAGAUCAGAGAGGUCAACAACAAAGGACCCGGAGUCCACCACCAACUCGUGCGCCAACAUCAGGUCCAGCGAUUGCUGCAGCGAGUGGGAGUGGACAAGCCGUAACGAUUCGUGUUGUCAGACAGUAUAGAAGAGUCAACAGUAAGAGGUCAACGUUGCCGGAAAAAUUCUGGUGCAAAUUUUGUGGCGCUGGUUUUCCAAGACAAAACGCACUGAACAAGCAUGUAAAGAUACAUGAGGGGAAGUUUAAAGGAAAAUCUUAUAAGAACAAGAAGGGGGCUUAUCCAUGCCCGUAUUGCAAUGUGGUGUCUUCUUUCAGCACCAAUCUGUCGAAGCAUAUCAAAGAGACGCAUGUCGUUCCAUCCCAACAAACCAUGACUCUGAAUGAAAUGAAGACUAUAAAUCCUUUGACUCACAAUUCAGCGUUGAAGAAUAGAGGUGAGGAUCCGUUGGACCCAAACAACGAACAAUUUGAAGUGGACGUUGAACAUAUGCUCGAAUGGGUGAAGGAGUUUGCUGCCACUCAACAGCGAAGAAUUGACCUCCGCCCAGCAUCGGUCUACCUGGCUGCGUCACUCGGCCCAAAUUUUGACCCAAAAAUUCACAAACCAUUCGAGUUUGUCAGGAACGGAGAUGAAGGGAUCCGAUUUUAUAUUGGCUUUGACUCUAAAACAAUUGGACUUAAUAACCAUCAUCUCUGUUAUCCCGAUAUUUCGCCGCUUGGGAAAGCUGACAAGUCUGGAGAAACGUGUGUCCUCCUAAAAACUUGGGGAUUUGAGGUGGGGAGUCAUGUCGAGAAAGUCAACGCUUCUCGUGCUUUGGAGGCAUCCUUAAUAGAAUUUGCCCUUACUUACCAAGAAUUUAAAUCUCAUGAUGGGAGGGAGUGCAACUUCCACAACCAACAUCGGGAAUUGGUUGCGUUCUUUGAAUGCUGCAGUGAGGAACAGCGGAGGACGUCGCUGGAGAAAGCAGUGAAAGGGGUACCAUUCAUAUGCUGUCAAGAGGACUGUCAAUGCGAGGCGAUUGCACAUUUGAAGAGUGGCGAGUGUACUCCAAUCAAGUUCCCUCUCAAAGAAAAGAGUGUCGUCAAUCCGUUAAGCAUCGGCUCCGCCACAAAAACAUCCUCCAAGACGAAAGUGGACAAGAAGAUCAAGAAGAAUAGCCCUCUGGUCACCCCUGCCGAAAUCAAAGUUGAAGUCGACCGUCGUCUGAAAGACCUUCAAGAAAGGAGGCGACAAGAUCCCGACCACGAACACCAUGUUUACAUUACCAUUUUGGCAAGAAAACGAGAUUUUCCUGGACUCCGAACCGCCCGGGAUGUAUGUAGCGCAAUCAACAAUGGUGGACAUGCCCAGGCCGUGAUUUUAUAUUACGUGGGAAAAGGAGAGCGUGAUGGGAUGAACAAAUAUCACAAACAUCGUCCUGACCUCAGUGCCGUUGCAAAGAAAGCAUCUGGUGGUGACUAUUGGGUCACACAAAUUGCAACCUUUAAGUGUUCCAGUUUGGAGGAAGCAGAGAAGUUGGAAGCAAAGUUGUUGAUGUAUUGCUUAUUGCAAGCUCGGAAGAAGAUGACCGGAACAAAUUUCAACCCAAUUAAUGAAGCCAUGCCAUGGUGUGCUUUCAACAAAUUAACAGAGGACGAGAAACUGCAAUCUGUCCGAAUGGGAGUUGCUGGAGUUCCUCCGAUAACUUUGCAAGGAGUUGUUCCACAUUUCACAAUGGGAAAAAUCUCAUUUCCCGUCAACUUGGGCCACGCAAUCAAGAAAAAUAAUGUUUUGGAUGUCACCAGCGUUGCCCCAUCUGAGGAUUAAUAUUUUACAUUGUACGUUGUUUUUCAUUUACGUUAUACGACUGUCACACUCAUUUCCUCUUCUACUUAAUAUUUGCCUACUUCAACGUCUCAUUAUAUGAAAUUGGAUGUAAUUUUAUACAAGUAAUACAUAUUUUUUUGUUGUGUAUACCAUUGUUCGUUAUUAUGUAACAUAGUAAUACAUAUAAGACAAACUUCAAAAAAUAAAAAGGGAACGGGAAAUGAACAUAUGAAU